AGUCAGGCGAGAACGUUGUAUUCUCAACAAAAUUGACUACCCAAAGAACAUCCACAACUUCCAACACGAUGUCUAACUUGGGGGAUAAAAACAAAGUAAUCAAUGCCGCAGUUGAUGAUGAUGAGCCGGAUGAGUGGGACAAGAGAAUCUUCAGCACAGGCUGCGCCACUGAGAAUACCAAGAUGAAUGAUUGCUUUUAUGAAAAGAAAGACUGGCGACAGUGUAAAGAGGAGCUCGAGAACUUCAAGCUCUGUUGGAAGAAACAGAGCAAUGACAAGCGGACGAGUAUGAAGGAUGCGUAGGGAAGUGCAUAUUGAGCUCAACAAAAAUACAGCUGUACAUCAGUAAAUGUAUAUAUUAUUGUUGUAUUAUUAAAUAGACAAAC
Pseudogymnoascus verrucosus is the source of this 385-nucleotide messenger RNA. RefSeq lists its product as uncharacterized. Bases 69 to 302 code for a protein of 77 amino acids. Gene Ontology annotation, biological process: mitochondrial respiratory chain complex IV assembly. NCBI's taxonomy places the organism in Eukaryota, Fungi, Ascomycota, Leotiomycetes, Thelebolales, Thelebolaceae. The transcript is spliced from 4 exons. The record is from RefSeq and is a predicted model, not a curated record. Gene Ontology annotation, cellular component: mitochondrial intermembrane space.